This is a messenger RNA of Plasmodium fragile, 390 nucleotides long. RefSeq lists its product as uncharacterized. The transcript is spliced from 6 exons. Lineage: Eukaryota; Apicomplexa; Aconoidasida; Haemosporida; Plasmodiidae. Bases 1 to 390 code for a protein of 129 amino acids. The record is from RefSeq and is a predicted model, not a curated record.
AUGAUGAAAUCAAUCGUGCCGCUGCUUCUCCUAUUGGCGCUGGCCUUCACCCAAACGGUUAGACUGCAAACAACGAACGAUGUCCCUUUGAUCAAUUACCAAAUGGUCCCUUCGCAAAGAUGGAAGGUGUCCGCAAAGGAGUUGAUGAAGUUUAAGGAAAAAUUGAAGACUUUUGUGGCUGCAGAAAUUCAGAAAGAGGGAUCCAUUCUGCUUCGAAAAUAUUACAAGGAAUUUUACGCAUCAGAUGAACAAGGGGAUGAAGCCCAGUCUGGGGAGUCUCCCCAGGAGAAGGAAACUGAUGAUGCGUCUCCGUCUGAAAAGACAGAAAUGGGCGACCAGGACGAAGCCAGUAACACCCUUGACUUAAACGGCCCUAUACAAUUAAUUUAA